AUGGGUGUUGGCUCUGGCCUCCUAAUAAUCAAUCCUGUGUCUUCGGAUACCAAAGUGUAUUUCCGCGACACAGAUGAGCCGUUCUAUGUUGACGAAGAUCUUUCCGAUUCAGAUGUAGAGGAUGAAUCUGAUAGUAAACGGGUGCAUCGAACGAAGAAGAGUACCGUCCAAGCCAAAGAGCGGAAGCGGAACAAUCGAGUGAAUGCGAAUAGGAAUGAUUAUGGCAAUGAGGGGUUUUUAUUGAUGUUAUGUUAUUACUUAGGAUGUGCAAUCACACUAACAAAACUUCAGAAGAAAGGGAAGAACCAAAAGCUCAAAAUUGUUGAGAUCACAUACGACGAGAAGGUCUUGGUGAGUCGGACGGAGAUCGAGAAGAAGGUCGAACUCUUCGACUUCCCAAAAAAUGCCGACAAGAAGCGCGAGAAGCGUACCAUCAUCUCGACGACGGUCGACAACUUGAUUCUUGACGUCUUAAAAUACUUCUUUGGACUAGUCUUCGACGAAGAAGUGAAGAAGAAGCCCAAAAAGGAUUAUAUCCCCGAGCGAAGAACUUUGGAGAAAAUCGAACUCCAGAAGACUUGGGACAAGAAGAGUUUAAUCGAUGAAGGGGUCAAGUUCUAUGAGAACGUAAAGACUUAUGGCGACAAUAAAGAGUGGAUCCAUUUAUCAAAGAACGAAAUCGACCAACAACUCAUGAAAGGAGUGCAACCAAAAGCUCCAGAAUAUACUUACACCCCUUCUAUUAGUAACGAACAAAACACUCUUGUCGACUAUUCUAUAAAGACGGAGAACGUGGAGGUGAAAAGUGAAAAGAGCGAAUUGGUCUUCGAGAAGGUGAAAAGUGAAAAAUCCGAGACGGUUGAAUCCAUGUUGUAA
Molecule: messenger RNA, 876 nt
Organism: Entamoeba invadens IP1
Lineage: Eukaryota; Evosea; Mastigamoebida; Endamoebidae
Exons: 1
Coding region: 1-876 (291 amino acids)
Source: RefSeq, a predicted model, not a curated record